GGGCGGGGCCGCUCCGCCCGCGCCGCUCGGCGGGGACAAAGCGCGGCGCCGAGCGGGGGCCAUGUCGUCCGCAGGCGGCCGCCAGCCCAGCCAGAGCCGGGCCAUCCCCACCCGCACCGUCACGCUCAGCGACGCCGCGCAGCUCCCCGCCGACUACUGCACCACCCCCGGCGGGACGCUCUUCUCCACCACGCCGGGAGGCACCCGGAUCAUCUACGACCGCAAGUUCCUGCUGGACCGCCGCAACUCCCCCAUGGCCAAGACCCCGCCUUGUCACCUCCCCAAUAUUCCCGGCGUCACCAGCCCCGGCGAGCCCGCCGAGGAGCCCAAAGCGGACACCAACAGCUUGAACCACCAGGAGGGCAAGCCAUCCAUGGGGGACGAUGCUCAGUUCGAGAUGGAUAUCUGAGCGGGAACCACGGAGAGGCAGCGACUCCCCAGACCUGUGCACCCCCAUUCGGCUUAGCAGGAUCCGUCCCGGCGAGGUGGAGGUGGCAGUGGUCCCCACCAGCGUCCCCUCCCCGCCCUCCUCCUCCCCCUCUUUUCGGGGGGGAGUGCAGCUCUGUCUUGUCCCCCUCUGCGGGUGACCGGUCCCAGCAUGUGCCAGACGGAGCAUCCCUUCUGGAUCCGGCCCUGUUCCUCCUCUUCCACCUGCCAGCAGCCUGAUCUCCACCAGGCUUCUUUUUAAAACAUCCCUUUGCCUCUUC
Messenger RNA from Passer domesticus (house sparrow), 707 nucleotides. RefSeq names its product eukaryotic translation initiation factor 4E binding protein 2 (gene EIF4EBP2). The transcript has 3 exons. Gene Ontology annotation, molecular function: eukaryotic initiation factor 4E binding. Gene Ontology annotation, cellular component: cytoplasm. The record is from RefSeq and is a predicted model, not a curated record. The coding region runs from base 62 to 409 and encodes 115 amino acids. Gene Ontology annotation, biological process: negative regulation of translational initiation. NCBI's taxonomy places the organism in Eukaryota, Metazoa, Chordata, Aves, Passeriformes, Passeridae.